AUGCAGUCGGACGCCAAGGACAAGUCUUCCAACCCUAUGCGCGAGCUUCGCGUCCAGAAGCUCGUGCUGAACAUCUCCGUCGGCGAGUCUGGUGACAGACUUACUCGUGCCGCCAAGGUGUUGGAGCAGCUUUCCGGUCAGACCCCCGUCUACAGCAAGGCCCGCUACACCGUCCGUACCUUCGGUAUUCGUCGUAACGAAAAGAUCUCCGUCCACGUCACCGUCCGUGGCGCCAAGGCCGAGGAGAUUAUCGAGCGUGGCCUCAAGGUCAAGGAAUACGAGCUCCGCAAGCGCAACUUCUCCGAGACUGGCAACUUCGGUUUCGGUAUCUCCGAGCACAUCGAUCUGGGUAUCAAGUACGACCCCGGUAUUGGUAUCUACGGCAUGGACUUCUACUGCUGCAUGACCCGCCCCGGUGAGCGUGUCGCUAAGCGUCGCCGCGCGAAGUCCCACAUCGGUGCCAGCCACAAGAUCACCCAGGCCGAGACUAUCAAGUGGUUCAAGAACCGCUUCGACGGUAUCGUCCGGUAA
Messenger RNA from Penicillium chermesinum, 531 nucleotides. RefSeq names its product 60S ribosomal protein uL5. Gene Ontology annotation, cellular component: ribosome; cytosolic large ribosomal subunit. Gene Ontology annotation, molecular function: structural constituent of ribosome; RNA binding. The transcript has 2 exons. Gene Ontology annotation, biological process: translation. The coding region runs from base 1 to 531 and encodes 176 amino acids. Lineage: Eukaryota; Fungi; Ascomycota; Eurotiomycetes; Eurotiales; Aspergillaceae. The record is from RefSeq and is a predicted model, not a curated record.